This is a messenger RNA of Aspergillus mulundensis, 2199 nucleotides long. RefSeq lists its product as uncharacterized. The record is from RefSeq and is a predicted model, not a curated record. The coding region runs from base 1 to 2199 and encodes 732 amino acids. The transcript is spliced from 2 exons. NCBI's taxonomy places the organism in Eukaryota, Fungi, Ascomycota, Eurotiomycetes, Eurotiales, Aspergillaceae.
AUGGGGCGUCUCAGCAUAUUUUCCUGGUCAUCGGGGAAAGCCAGUCACGCUUCUGACACCAGUCCAUCUUGGACCUUGAUUAGCCGACCACAAUCGAAUGCCACCCAGCCUGGCCAGCAAAGAAUAAACUCAGCAAGAGAAACGGGUCCAGAUGUACCCAAGGACACUCGAAAAGGAUUUAUCACCAGCGAGGAAGCUGCUUCGGACAGUCAUUCAUCGCAAAAAGAGAAUCGCACGCAACCCUCCGGCCAACAGCCUCAAACAAACUCGGACGUUCCUAGCAGCGGAGCCUUGGAGCCGUUGACAUUGGUAGGACCGAAUACAGGGUCCUUUUCGCGACGCAUCGCAGGCUUGAAGACUCUCUUUCGUGGCCGCAGACAUCGACGGCAAAGGCUCAAUUUCACAAUCGCCAAAGACGAAGUCGCAGAGGAUGAUUGUGUUAGUGAGGGCGCUCGUUGCUCAACCCCGACUUCCGAAGAGACUAUUGAUAUUGAAGCCAAAGACAGCCAAGCUGCAGUUUCCGCUCAGUCCCCUAAUCCGCUCAAAGCUCCUAUACCCGAUGACGAGGCUCGAAAAGUCAGCGAUAAGACUGAGAAGUCCGUGAACUCAAAUACUACAAACAUCACCGUCUGUCAUCAUCCCUCUAAGCGCAUGUCGAUGCCGAUUAUCGUCGUUGAUCGAGAACUCGCUCAUCCGAACCCUUUUGAUGACGCCUGGGAAGCCUCGCGCUCCGAAGCCUCGCGCUCCGAAACGCAGCUCAGUAACCCGUUCAAACCGCAAGCAAAGACAAGCGACUCUACAGAGCGAUCAAGCUCCGGAUACAGUGGCUCAGAAAACCCUUUCUCCUCGUUGCCGGGAAAUGUUCUUUCCUUAAGUAACUCGUCACACUCAAGCUGGGGCUGCGCUGGGUUUCACGGCUGGCCAUCAGCCUCCGAUAGACAAAUGGCCAGCGAAGCGUUCAAUAAACUAGCAUCUGCGCUAUUUUUGGAACCUUUGGCUGACAAUAAGACCAGUAAGUAUUCCUACGAUCUUGAAGUUCAUUGGUGGGAUCUGACGGCUGUAGCAGACGGGUUGUUUGCUGCAUCAGAUCGGCUAGAACGGCGACGAGACAGGCUGCUUGGUCGAAUUCGAAUAAUGCGGUCCACCAUGCACAUCAGAUCUGAGCCGGCUAUGCCCCGGACACGCAACUUACGUCGAAUGAAAACGUUUACUGCGCUGCCCGAUCGCCCGCACCUCAUGACGUCGCUGAUGAACAAGCCGCUGGAAACCCUGGCCAGACUCGGUGGCUAUAGCUAUUUGACACUUCCGGGUGAUUUCGCACCGACGACGCUGAGCCUGCCAGUGUGUUUUGUGGCGACCAUAAACUACCUGCGUACUUAUGCUACCCCGGUACAAAAUCUGUUUGUCGACCCUGGAGAUUUCGAGACGGCUACUCAAAUAUACCACUUCUUUGCCCAGCAGGUGCUAUCUGCCGAGAAGGAUAAGAGUAAGAUUCAUAUGACGAUGAGAAUCAGCAAGAUGCCUGAGUUCCUGGAUGACGUCUCCAGGUCAGACGAAACGCAAACCUCUCAUGUCCUCAGCGUCGGAUCUACUUUCAUGGCAUUGUUGGCAGGGCUGCCUGGCGGCAUACUCGGUUCCGUGCUAUUAUACCGAACACUGGUGAACAUCCAUCAUGGACGCAUUUCUUCUCAGUCGGUGCAGCGGACUGGUAGCUGCCUCGCAGGGCUGUCGGCAGAAGACUACGCCAAAGUUCGAGCGAUUAGUUUGGCACUCGUAGCACUUACCAGCUCAAUGCAACUCAACCUCAUUUGUGGAGUCUUUGGGCUUUGCUCUCUGUUGAUCCACGAGACUGAGCGAAUGCUUGAGAUCGAGCGACGGCAGCGACGAGUCAGUCGGCGUAUCUACAGCAACGCAGACAAGCUCAGCUUGGACCGGUUCGCCGCGACACUCGCACCGCUUCUGAUUGAGACGGGGCUGAGUGACGAGACCCACGCAUUCCAGGCGAUCCACGAGGAGAUUGAAAGCCAGCGGGUGGUGACGCUUUUGAUCAAGAACUGGCGCAGCGUCAGUCGACAGUUGCGGAUCUGGGAGCGGCGCGGACUGGAAGGGCGUGUGCAGGCACGGGCACAUGCGCGGGCGGCCAGCGGCGACAGCGAGAAAGCAGUGGAGAUGGAGACGCAGCAGAGAGAUUGUAUAUAG